Messenger RNA from Colletotrichum spaethianum, 2100 nucleotides. Its product is annotated as dipeptidyl-peptidase 5. The coding region runs from base 1 to 2100 and encodes 699 amino acids. Gene Ontology annotation, biological process: proteolysis. The transcript is spliced from 3 exons. Gene Ontology annotation, molecular function: serine-type endopeptidase activity. NCBI's taxonomy places the organism in Eukaryota, Fungi, Ascomycota, Sordariomycetes, Glomerellales, Glomerellaceae. The record is from RefSeq and is a predicted model, not a curated record.
AUGCGCGUGGCUAAGGAAUUCACCCCGGAGGUGCUCCUCAGCGCCCCCCGCCGCGGCGCCGCCAUCCCGAGCCCCGCCGGCACCCUCAUCCUCUACACCCAGUCGACCCACAGCUUCGAGGACAAGAAGACGCUCAAGGAGGUCCGCGUCAUGGACGUCGAGACCGGCGCCUCCGAGCAGCUCACCGACGACGACAAGGUCCACGACCCACUGUGGGUGCCCGGCACCGCGAGCGAUGUUAUCUACUUGAAGUCGGGCGACAAGGGGACCACCCAGAUCUGGAUCGCCGACGGCGCCAACCCCGCCAAAGACCAUUACGUUGCCGCCGAGUACGACGCGCCCAUCAGCUCGCUCAAGGUCAAGGCCCUUGCGGAUGGCAGCGUUGCUUUUGUCGUUGCCGGACUGGUCGGGCCUGACGGCUCACUGUUCAACGACGAGGCCGAAGAGAAGGCGACCACGGGCCGCGUCUUUGACGAUCACCACGUGAGGUUUUGGAACACACUCUACAAGCCGUACAAGUACGCCCUCUGGUACUCGACCCUCAUCAAUGCACACGGCAAGUGGGGUGUCGCAGGGGAGCUGCAAAACGUCAUCAAGAACACCCGUCUCGAGGCCCCUUUUGGUAUGUACGGCGAGGCCGAACCGGGCGGCAGCUUCGACGUCAGCGAAAAGGGAAUCACCUUCAUCGCCGAGGACCUCGGCCUCUCGCCGGAAAACGCCGGCCUCUCGCACGUCUACUAUGUGCCUCUCCAGUCCUUCACGGCUGCCGCGAACGUCAAGCCACGGCCGAUCGUCAUGGGCAUCUCGGAGACCAAGGCCUUUUACACCAACGUGCGGUUCUCGCCAGACAGCUCCAAAAUCGCCUUCCUGCAGUCCUUGACCAGCGACUUCUCGGACGCCAGGAUGUACAUCGGGCACACCACGUCCUUUGGCGCGUACAACGUGCACAAGAUGGUCUUUGGCAAAGAGCCGAGUCUGCCUCCGCGAAGCUUCGAGUUUGCAGGAGACUCUGACGCCAUCUUUUUGUUGACCGAGGACUGCGGGCGUGUUAAGCUAUCACAUCUCGAGCUUCGGCACCACGCAGAGGCGGCGCCGCUGGUGCAGAGCGGCGUGGUCACGGCCUUUUACCCCCUUAAGGAGGCCAACUACAACAAGAUUCUUGUGACAAGCAACAGUAUUGUUGAUAGCAGCUUGUGGCAGGUCGUCGACGUCUCGCUGAACGAGGCGCCCAAGGUAGUGUCGUCGGCCACCCAGCACGGCGCCAAGUACGGCCUGUCCCAUCGCAUGCUCUCGGAGUUUUGGUACGAAGGCGAAAACGACACCGUCGUCCACUCAUUCAUCGUCAGACCAACCAACUUUGAUGAGACGAAAAAGUACCCCUGGGUCCUUUUACCCCACGGCGGGCCGGUGUCGUCUUGGCUAGAUUCCUGGUCGACGCGGUGGAACAUGGCCCUCUGGGCUCAAAAGGGCUACGUCCUCAUCGCUCCCAACAUCGCCGGCAGCACGGGCUACGGCGCCGAAUUUGCAGCCCGCGUUUACGGGUCCUGGGGCGGCGCGCCAUACCAGGACCUCGUCGCCCUGAUGGACCACCUCAAGCAGGUUCCCUACCUCGACCAAGACCGCGCCAUCGUCGCCGGCGCCUCGUACGGCGGGUACAUGAUCUCGUGGAUGAUGGGCCACGACCUGAUCCGGCGCUUUUCCUGCGCAAUUUGGCACGACGGCAUCUUCAACGUCCCCGUCUUCAUGAUACAGUCCGACUUCAUCGACGCUGGGCCGAAUUUUGUCGGUCCGCCAUUGGUCUGGAAAAACGCCGAGGAGAUGGAGCGGUGGAAUCCGGCGCGGCCGGAGCUGCUGCGGAACUGGAAACACGCGCCGCCGACGCUGGUGAUCCACAGCGAGAAGGAUUACAGGUGUCCCAUCACGGAGGGGAUCGCUGCGUACAACACGCUGCAGUGCCAGGGUGUCAAGAGCCGGUUUUUGACGUUCAGCGACGAGUGCCACUGGGUGCUGAACCCAGAGAACUCAAUCGUCUGGCACAAGACCGUGUUUGACUGGAUGGCGAAGUACGCUGGGGAGACGCAGGUUGUGAGGAGAGAGUGA